UGUUGGGGACAAUUUGUCUCAUAUAUUAGCCAUCUUCCCACACCAUCCCACGUGAAGUCCUUGGCCAUGUAAACAUCGGCCAUAGCUGCAGCCUCUCCCUAAUUUAGGGCAAUACCCAUCUCUUGCCCCACCUUUUCUCUUCUCGCCGAUUCAGAUGCUCAUAUUUAAAGCUGUUGACUUUUUCCUCUGUACAAUCUAAAGAGACUUGUCUUUUAGAUAAUUUUUGAUUCCUGUGGAUUGCUACUUGGCUUUCUAUAUAUAGCUCUUACAAGUUCAGCUCAUCAAGUCAGUCUUCCUUCCCUUACCCACAAUCUAUUACCAUUAAUCCGGAUGCUCAACUUCUCUUCUUCUUCAUAUUCAUGAAGUACUUGGGAUUCAUUUCCUCCUUGUUAUCAUGAUCUGAGAUGAGCUUAAUAAAUUUCUCCCUCAGUGGUAAACUCCAAGAAAGCAAUAAUUUGCAUCAAUCUGAAUGCAGAUUUUAAAAAGCAGGGCUCUUUGCCCAAAAGAGGAGAAAAACCCCCACUGACGUCGUCGGUGGCAGUGUAAGAAGAUAUUCGUUGUGGAGAUACUAUACUAUAUUCGAUAACAAGCAGCUUCGAAAUCGAGAAAAAGGAGUGCAAAGAGGCAGAGAUACUCCUGUUUGAGAAUCUGGAAUCUGGGCACUUGUUCUCAAACGCGUCGACAAUUCAUUACUCCCCAUGCCCCUUUGUGCAUGUAUACCCCCUAGUGUGUCUGCUUUCUUUCCUUGGCAAAACAAGAGAGAAGAGAAAGAUUGGUGCAUGUAGUUUCUGGAUUGAUAUUUUGUAUGGAGUUUUUGGAUUAGAAUUAUUUUUGCAUGGAGUUUUCAGAUUAGACUUGUUUUUGCAUGCAGUUUUUGGAUUAGAUUUGUUUGUUGCAUGGAAUUAUUAUUAGAUUCAAUUGUAUAAGCUUUUGUUUUGUAUCAAUAUUUCGGAUCAAUAUCUAUCAAGAUAUUAGAGAACCAAAAGAGAAGAAUGUCGAACCAAGUGGACGUGUUGAAUGAAGGCAAAUCAAAGUUGCUGCUGGCGAAACUAUCAUUACAAAACAACGAGGUUGCUGCUGCCAUGGGCUUGGCGCUGGAUCUGAAGUUAUUAUGGCCCCCUCCAUGCUGCGGGCGUAUUGAUACCUACAAUACCCACCUGGCCGGCAGCGACUUUGGAAACUUGAAGCAUUUCUCUCCUGCUGCUGUGCUAUAUCCUGGCUCUGUGAGAGAUAUAGAAAAUCUCGUGAAGUGGGUAUAUAAAUUGAGCCCAUAUUAUAAGCUCACGGUUGCUGCAAGAGGGCAUGGCCAUUCAAUACAUGGGCAAGCUCAGGCACCAAACGGAGUGGUGAUAGACAUGGGAUCUUUGAGAGGCAUCGACGUGCACAAACAUGAGUUGUAUGCAGAUGUGAGUGGAGGAGAGCUGUGGAUCGACGUGUUGCAUGCAACGCUAAAGGAAGGCGUGGCUCCAAGGUCCUUCACGGACUAUCUCUACUUAUCAGUCGGAGGAACGCUGUCUAAUGCUGGAAUAAGUGGCCAGGCUUUUCAACAUGGCCCCCAGAUCAGCAACGUCCUCCAGCUCGAUGUCGUCACAGGGAAAGGCGACCUAUUCAACUGUUCUAGAGAGAAGAAUGCCGAGCUUUUCCAUGCAGCGCUGGGAGGUCUUGGCCAGUUUGGGAUAAUAACCAAGGCCAGGAUUCAACUAGAACCUGCGCCGCAAAGGGUGAGGUGGAUCAGAGUUCUCUACUCAGAUUUUGAAGCCUUCACUAGAGACCAAGAAUAUCUGAUAUCUCAACCCAAGAAGAGCACUUUCGACUACGUCGAAGGGUUUGUGAUUGUGAACAACGAAGGUCUGCUCAGUAAUUGGAGGUCUUCCUUCUUCUCCCCUCAAAAUCCUGUCAAGGUCUCCACCCUCAAUACAAAAGGUCGGGUCCUCUAUUGCUUGGAGAUGACAAAGAACUAUGACGAGCAAUAUGCAUUUCUUGUUGAUGAGGAGGUAGAGGCUAUGUUGGCACCUCUGAAUUAUAUCCCUGCCUCGGUAUUCACGACCGACCUUGGAUAUCUGGAGUUUCUUGAUCGGGUUCACACUGCAGAGCUCAAACUUCGAUCAAAAGGCAUGUGGGACGUGCCUCAUCCAUGGCUGAAUUUGCUCAUACCCAGAAGCAAGAUUGCUGAGUUCGACUCUGCUGUAUUUAAAGGUAUCCUAAGGAACAUUUCCAGUGGCCCCAUUCUCGUCUACCCACUGAAUAGGAACAGGUGGGAUGAAAGGACUUCGGCAGUUAUCCCCGAUGACGACAUAUUUUACCUCGUUGGACUCCUCCGUUCGGCAUUCCACUCUUCUUCUUCUCCGGGGAACAGUUUAGACGAACUGAUUGACCAAAACGAGAGGAUUCUGCGUUUCUGCAGGGAAUCAGGAAUAGGCGAGAAGCAGUAUCUUCCUCAUUACACAACAGAAGCUGAUUGGAAAGUUCAUUUCGGUGCAAAAUGGCCCAAAUUUGUUCAAAUGAAGGCUUUAUAUGAUCCCAGUGCCAUUUUAUCCCCGGGCCAGCAGAUUUUCAUGGACCCCGAUCUCUCUACUCUUCACUACCAUUCUCCUGAACUAUAGAUAGAAUCUGCACAUUCUCAUAGUUUGUAAAUCCACAUUCAUCCAGAGCAGAGCUCUUUAUUUGUACAUAUACAACAUUAGUAUGUAUAUAUGAUUAUGAUCAUCCCAACAAAAGAAGAAAUGAAGUUGUCUGA
Messenger RNA from Cryptomeria japonica (Japanese cedar), 2737 nucleotides. RefSeq names its product cytokinin dehydrogenase 9. The transcript is spliced from 5 exons. Bases 993 to 2603 code for a protein of 536 amino acids. Gene Ontology annotation, biological process: cytokinin metabolic process. The record is from RefSeq and is a predicted model, not a curated record. Gene Ontology annotation, molecular function: FAD binding; cytokinin dehydrogenase activity. NCBI's taxonomy places the organism in Eukaryota, Viridiplantae, Streptophyta, Pinopsida, Cupressales, Cupressaceae.